Molecule: messenger RNA, 1436 nt
Organism: Williopsis jadinii
Lineage: Eukaryota; Fungi; Ascomycota; Saccharomycetes; Phaffomycetales; Wickerhamomycetaceae
Product: pepsin-like aspartic protease
Exons: 1
Biological process (GO): proteolysis
Molecular function (GO): aspartic-type endopeptidase activity
Source: RefSeq, a predicted model, not a curated record
AUGAAAUUGUUACAACUGCUUGCAAGUACGUUAUGUGCAACGUCACUGGCGAUUGCGGAUAUCGCGCCAAUGAAAUUUGAUAUCCUUAGAGGAACAGAUAUGAGUUCAGCUAAGAAGAAACCUAGACUACUCAAGAGGGACGCUGGUGAUAUCGUCUUUUCCGAUGUCUUGUACCAGGAGAAAUCCUUUUAUUCUGCCAACAUUACUAUCGCAGGAACUGAAUUCCAGGUUCAAUUAGACACUGGUUCUAGUGAUUUGUGGGUUUACGGUGCGGACAACCCUUUCUGUGCUAGCAAUGGUGGAGUCGUUGUUAACCACAUCGAUCAAUCGAGCACGGUUGUGACUCCCGCUGAGGCUACGUUGGAUUGUGAGGCGUAUGGGAUCUUUGACAUUGACAAUGAAGAUUUUGUAACUGAGGAUCAGUUACUAUUUGCUGAUUAUGGUGAUGGUUCGUUUGCUGUGGGUGUCUACGGCAGAUCCACAGUUUCAUUUGGAAACGCCACUUUGGAAGGGUUCAUGUUUGGUGUUGCAAACCUUUCUAAUUCUAGUGUCCCAGUUUGUGGUCUAUCAUUUGAAGUGAGCGAGUUUUCAUUAGAUCCUGAGAUGUCUACUGACAGUCCUGGUGGUUCGUUUAUGUAUCAAAACCUUCCAUCUGCUAUGAAACAAACAGGUUUGAUCAAGAGGACAGCGUUCUCAUUAUGGAUUGACGGUGAAUCAUCCGAGGGAUACAUUCUGUUUGGUGCCAUAGACCAUUCCAAGUAUUCUGGUGAGCUUGUGACUCUACCAUUGUUGAUUACCGACAAUUCUUCACAACCAAAUGCUUACCAGGUGAGCCUUAAUACCGUCAUAUUAUCAGAUGGAGACAGCGAGGUGGAUGUCAUGGUCAAUGAGACAUCUGUAUUACUCGAUUCUGGUACAUCUGAAGCAUAUCUACCAAACGAUGCUGUUGAAAAUAUGGCCGAGGCCCUGAGUGCAAAGUACUCGGAUGAUCAGGGCACUUACGUGCUGGACUGUCCAAAGGAAUCAACCAAUAUUACUAUUACAUUCACUUUUGAUGGCAUUGACAUACAGAUUCCUUUGGAGAGUUUCUUAUCGGCAACUGACAGCUCAGGAGAGAAAUGUGCUUUGAUGAUAUACCCAGGUGGUGGUAAUAAUAUCUUGGGUGAUGUUUUCUUGCAGAAUGUGUACGUUGUCUUCGAUCAAGAUGGUCUGCAGGCCAGAAUUGCACCUGUGGAUAACAACAACGACAGUGCUGACAUUGAAAUCCUUGAUUCCGUGAAGACUCCAAGUGGUGGCUAUAACAACGAAACACUUACUGCAACUGCAUCAUGGGAUGGAACAUUGGCAACUACUGAAGAUCAGGCAAUCACCAAAUCUUUGUCGAGCUAUCUUUCUUCAGACUAUGGAUUGUCAACAUCCGAAUCUGCUACGGCAUC